UAGUCUCUCACUUUUGUUUUUAAUUGUUGAUAAAUUAAAAAGAAAAUGAUUUAACAAUGACCACACUGCAUGACAUAGUGCUAAAACAUUGAGGAUAAUUAAGAUCUCUCACCAUUUUCUUUAAAAAAAAUAUCUUCAUUAUAAUGUUGUACAUGACAAAGAACUGAAUGGUUAUUCUCCCUGGAAACCCAGAUGAAUUCCAUUUGAAUAACAGAAAUGUUUAUUGUAUUUUCAAAACACAAAGGCAGAAAAACAGCUUCUGUAAACAAAUAAACCGUCACUGUGGCAUGAUCAUAAUUGUGAUGUUUUGGAAGAAGUCUCCACUGAGAAUAAACAGGUUUAUUGGAUUGAAGGCAGGAAAAAAAAACAAGAUCCACCAAGAUCCAGACAAACUACAAACAACAGCUUCGGAAACAUUGCAUGUAACUUUAUUGACCUCCACUGUGGCCUCAAACAGAACAAAAAUAUUUCUAAAAUAAACAAUUCCUUGUAUGGUAAAAAAAAUAAACCCAGCAUGUAAUCAUUUUCACUGUACUAAAGUAUGUAAUCAUUUUCAUAAUAAAGUAGUAAUGAAUAAUAUAGCUUCGUGAUUGAAAAUAUUUCAACACCCUAUGCCCCUAUGGAAUACUAGCCUCUCAGUUAGUCAUCCCUACCAUGUGUUGCCCCCCGUGGGUCUGCUGUCAAGCCCCAUCCUCUGGUCAGCAGAGAAGGCACAUGCUGGCGUGCAGCAGAUUGUCUUAUCAGGGAAGGGCAUGGCUGCCCCGCGGCCCAGCUGAUAUGAGAAAUUCAACCCAACGAAACGCAGUAUGUCUUGAGACUUUUGUGACAUUACCAACAGGCGGGAAGACAAAAAAAAAAUGAGUGGAAAAACAGGACAAAGUUUCAUAGAUGUUACGUGUGUGUUAUGUUGUCAGACGCGCUGCCUGCAACAAUAUUCUUGCCUGAAUGUGUUCAGCUGCCAAUUGCAUGCUCCCCCUGAGAAAGAACUGUGAGGGGCUGGCAAACCUCGGAAGGCUUAAUGGGGGAGCAUCAAUGUCCAUCAGUGCCACUGGAUUCCGGAUGCAUCGCCACCCUCAGGAUUCAGAGAUGGACUUCACUUGGCAAGAGCUGAUGGCCAUCACAGAGUUACAGGAUCUAGAGGUUCAAAAUGACAGCCAGUAUGAGAACGGACCCUAUCCUCCUAUGGAGCCAGCAGUCUCUGUUGGAGGUUUUGGAAUGAAUCAGAGCCACACUGGCGCUCUAACUCAGGGGUGUGACGUUACCUCUGGUGGCUAUGAGGGAUCCUACCAUGAGGUGAUGCCACCAUGUCAACGGCUGGGACCGGGUAUGGACCCUCACUACGCACACUCUGGAAGUCAGCUGGCCUCCAGAUUGCAUCCCAAUACCCAGUCUCUUCAACCACCACUCAUGAGCUUUCUUGAGCACAUGAACUUGAUGAGUGCCAGUCACGGUCUUGAAAAAGACAGUUUUGGGCACUCCCACAGCACAGGGCUUGGGCCUAGCCACAGCAAACAGCAACAUGCAGCCAUUGAUGACAUGGAGUCUGACUCUGGCCUGUCGCUAGGUUCAAGCCCCCCACUAGCUUCUCCAGAGAACGGUGUCACCAGCGUAACUACCUAUGCUUGCACAGAGCCAGGAGUGCCUUAUGCUGAGGAUGAAAUGGAGGCAAGCAUGGGGGAACACUGCAGGAUGACAGGAGACAGCCAUGUUUAUCCCAUGGACUUCCAUCAUCACCACCAUCCUGUUAACCACUACCCAGGAGCCCCGUCCACCUCUUACUUCCCCAUGGCCCCCAGCUUGCCCCCCAUCCACCAACAGCACCAAUCACACUCUGUGUAUCCACUCAAGCAGCAACAGAUUUUACCCAGCACUGCCCUGCACCUCAACAGUCCUGGUACAUCCGGCAGCCGUGCAGGCUCCUGUACAAGCUCAUACAUCAGGCCAAAGGGGCAUGGUGCCCUCACACCUCUGAGCAGAGAUGAACGACGAGCUUCGGCUCUGAAAAUCCCCUUUCCUUUGGAAAAGAUAGUGAACCUGCCUGUAGAUGACUUCAACGAGCUGCUAACCCAUUACACUCUCAACGAGCCCCAGCUUGCGCUGGUGCGCGACAUCCGUCGACGCGGAAAGAACAAGGUGGCAGCACAAAACUGCAGGAAGCGCAAACUGGAGAACAUUGUGCAUCUGGAGGGUGAGCUCGGCCAGCUGCGCACUCAGCGAGAGCACUUGGCCCGUGAGCGCCUGGACUUCCAGCGCGGUUUGGCCACCAUCAAAUGUCGCCUUUCUGAGCUCUAUGCCAAAGUUUUCUCACAGCUCCGAGACGAAGAGGGCCAUCCCUACUCCCUUGAAGAUUACGCUCUCCAGCAGACCAAUGAUGGCAACAUGUACUUAGUGGCACGCAAUGCAUCACUGGAUGCGGAAUAAUACCAGAGGAUCAGAUGUGCUUUAUUCGCAACUUGCAUUAGACCAAUUUUUCUACCUGAUAUUCCCAUGUGCUGCAAUAUUAGCCCACGUAUCUUAGCAUCUGUUGCACAACGUGUUUGUGAUGAAACUUUAAAACAUGACUUAACAGGCAUUCCAGAAAUGUGCAAAGCAAUCAUGUUCCCUAAACUGCCCAGGUGUUUGAUACAUUUUGGUAGUAAAUGCGAUUUUAAAAAAAACCUCAGUAACAGCAAGUCAUCCUCUCCAGUCACAAGAACUUCUGUGCAGGCUGAUAGACAGGAGCAUUACAACCCCAAAUGGUUCAGAUGUAUUUUUUUUGUAUGCAUUUGCCAAUUUCUUGCUACCUUUGCAGAUACAAAUUCAAGACACAUUGUGUAAAAGUAUGAAAAUAUUUUAUUAAAAAUCUAUAAAAAAAUAAAAUCUUCUAAAAAAUC
Clupea harengus (Atlantic herring) is the source of this 2873-nucleotide messenger RNA. It is a transcript of the gene nfe2, whose product is annotated as nuclear factor, erythroid 2. Gene Ontology annotation, biological process: regulation of transcription by RNA polymerase II. NCBI's taxonomy places the organism in Eukaryota, Metazoa, Chordata, Actinopteri, Clupeiformes, Clupeidae. The record is from RefSeq and is a predicted model, not a curated record. Gene Ontology annotation, molecular function: DNA-binding transcription factor activity, RNA polymerase II-specific; RNA polymerase II cis-regulatory region sequence-specific DNA binding. Gene Ontology annotation, cellular component: nucleus.